Polistes dominula (European paper wasp) is the source of this 1597-nucleotide messenger RNA. RefSeq names its product CD9 antigen. NCBI's taxonomy places the organism in Eukaryota, Metazoa, Arthropoda, Insecta, Hymenoptera, Vespidae. Gene Ontology annotation, cellular component: plasma membrane. The record is from RefSeq and is a predicted model, not a curated record.
ACGGUUGACGUCAGUAGGCCUUUCGAACGAGAUGAGCAGCAGCAGUACGCCUUUGCUGUGAAAAAUCCAGCGCGUGCGGCCAUGGAAGGAACGCGUGACGCUCUUGUCGAUUGGCAGUCGGCUGCGACGCGUUGCGUGGCAUGGAGGAUUUAGUUCGUGUACAUCAUUCAUCAUUCAAUUUCAUUCAUUCAUUUAUUCUUGAUUAACGAGUCCAAUAUCAAAUUAAACAAGAAAUUGUAUUUUUUGUUGAAAUUCGUUAAAUCUGAAAUUUAACAUUUGACUGACACAAAAACAGUGUUAUCAAAAUUGUAUUUGCAAAAAAAAAAAAAAAACAUAUUACAAAAGGGUGUUUGAUUUACACGACUAAAAAACAAAUUUAAUAUAAUAAGAAUAGAAUUAGAAAAAAAGAAAAAAAACAAACACGGUGUUUUUUCUCAACGAUUAUUUACGUCAACGGACCAUCAAGUGACGGAGCAAUCAAAAGAAGAUUAAAAGAAAAAUAAACAAGAAAGAAGAUAGAAAAGGAGGAACGAAAAAAGGGAACAAUAAAACAUCAUGGUGCUACCCAAGUGUUACGGAUUUGUUAAGUACGCCCUCGUGUGGGUGAAUCUCGGCUUUUGGGCUAUUGGAUUAACAACGGUGGUCCUGUCGAUAUGGAUGUUAGUCGAUCACAAUUUUCUCGUGUCCGUGACACAAGAACAGCACAAUUUCAGAGCAGGCCUUUACAUUUUGCUAGUAGCUGGACUCGUCAUGCUCGUGGUAGCCUUUCUUGGAUGUUGGGGAGCCUUUCGUGAGUCUCAAUGUAUGCUAGUUGGCUUUUUCAGUUGUCUAUUGGUUGUAAUAGUCGCACAAAUUGCUGCUGGAGUUUGGCUCUAUACAAAUAGCGAUCGUCUCGAAGAACUCGUCAAAUUAUCCGUCAUCAACACCGUUAAGAACGAAUAUGGAUUCGUGGAAUUUCGUACUCAAACGGUGGACGCUUUCCAAUCGGGUCUUGGAUGUUGCGGUGCAACCGGACCAGAUGAUUGGGCUGGCAGCAAAUAUGCCAAUAAAUAUGAUCUUUCUUUAACAGUUUCAUCGAAAUCUGACAAUGCUUACAAAGUACCGAAAUCCUGUUGCAUGGACAGGGACAGUUUAAUUUGUGAAACUGCACGCAAUUUUAAAUUAGGGGAUAUUGUUAGUCCUGCUAUUUAUAAUGAGGGAUGCAUAGAUAAAUUGGUGAAUGCAUUGAAGAGUCAAAGUUGUAUUGCUAUUGGAAUUGCCAUAGGUGUUGGUAUACUUGAACUUCUUGGUUUGAUAUUCGCAUUGAUUUUAUGUUGCGCAAGUGGCUCAUCGGACAGAUAUAAAGCCUAAAUCAAACCAUGAUCUUUAUUGGGUCCUUCAUCUUCUUCUUAUAUUCGUCCAAUUUUGAAGCAUUAUAAUAUUCUUCAAACCGAUUUCGUUGGUCUACUUUUGUGCCAAGAUGGAUUUAUAUCAUUUUAUGGUUCUGUAAAAAGAAAACAAAAACCGUAUCAUUCUUCUAACAUAUAAGAAAAAAGAACACUGAUGGACAAUAGAGAAUAAUAUUAAUGAUAAUUCCAAGAAAUUGGUCAUCCAAUUU